GCAGUCCAUGGGGAUGCGCAUCAGCGGUACCAGUCGCUGCUAGCUAGCUUGUCGCCUCGUUCGGUCCACUUUAGCUCUUACGCUUUCGUGACACUUGUAAACAAGUUAAUCGUUCAUUUUUUUCCACUGAACGGGAUUCAGUUGACGGAGGUGUGAGGGAAUAUGCCCAAGAAUAAAGGUAAGGGAGGAAAGAAUCGGCGGCGUGGAAAGAACGAAAAUGAGUCUGAGAAGAGAGAGCUGGUGUUCAAAGAGGAUGGACAGGAAUAUGCUCAGGUGAUUAAAAUGUUGGGGAACGGCCGUCUGGAGGCCAUGUGCUUUGACGGUGCCAAGCGGCUCUGCCAUAUCAGAGGAAAACUCCGGAAAAAGGUUUGGAUCAACUCGUCAGACAUCAUCCUGGUGGGCCUGAGAGAAUACCAGGACAACAAGGCCGACGUCAUUCUGAAGUACAAUGCAGACGAGGCUCGUAGCCUCAAAGCGUACGGCGAGCUGCCAGAGCACGCCAAAAUCAACGAGACAGAAAACUUCGGCCCCGGAGACGACGACGAUAUCCAGUUUGAUGACAUCGGCGAUGAUGAUGAGGACAUUGAUGAGAUUUAAAGACAUGCCACCAGGGGGCGACAGUGGCAUUUUACUAGAGAAGCUCCAAUUGGGAUUUUCUGAACCCAUACAGCACCGCUAACUAUUUUUUAUUAAGAUCAUCUUAUGCCGGGUCUGUACGGUGUGUUAAUUUUCAGUAGACAUUUCCAUCAGUAGACAUGUUUGGUGUUUCAGAGGGACGUUUGAGUGCUUUGGAUAUGUUGGAAUGAAUAAACAUGAAUGGUGCUUGAGGUCAACGCUGUUCACCACACAGCUGGGAUGAGGACUCAAAGUAUAUUCAUCACCAGCAUCUUGGAGGAUGUAAAAAAAUAUAUAUAUAUCAUUUUGUUCCCGCCCACAGAAAGCAAAUUUGUGUUCAGCCAUUGUCUUCUUUGUUCCUUGUCCGCUCUCUUUGGAGGAGGCCAGCAUGCGACUGCAACACAUUACAUCCAAUGUCUUUUAAAAACAAAUAAAGUAUUUAUAUUAAUUUCACAACAUGUGGAAUUUAAGGAGAACUGCAGAAUCUCUGGAUUCACCAAUAAAGAUACAAACAUAGAUUUUUGUUUUUCUUUUUUUUUUACCGGCAUCCUUUUUAUGUAUCUGCUGUUUGUUCAAUGUGGAGGAAAAAAACAUCCACUGGUUUCAAGAGAACAAUCAAAAAUGUGAUUAGUUUUUUUGUGUGUGUUAUUGCUGCUCGGCUGCCGGAAGCAGCAGUUGGUUCAGGAAACGUGGAAAACCUCACAUCACUUACCUACCCUCAUUUUAUCUGUACAAAACAUGAUUGAAUCACAUUUGACCUGCUUUUUCCUUGUGUGGCUGGUGUUGCUGCACCUCAUUUGGAAAACCGCUGCUCUCUCUUGGUGGCCUGUUGCUGUUAACGUACAGUACUAUAGUGUAACUGGCGUGACGGUCGGGUGUCUAAUAAAAGAUCUUAACUCUUAA
Molecule: messenger RNA, 1518 nt
Organism: Doryrhamphus excisus (bluestripe pipefish)
Lineage: Eukaryota; Metazoa; Chordata; Actinopteri; Syngnathiformes; Syngnathidae
Gene: eif1axb
Product: eukaryotic translation initiation factor 1A X-linked b
Biological process (GO): translational initiation
Molecular function (GO): RNA binding; translation initiation factor activity
Source: RefSeq, a predicted model, not a curated record